AUGGUGGCAACUUCACCGCUCUCCAAAGCUGAAUGUCUGAAGCGUUACUUGUCUGGGGCAGAUGCCGGCCAGGAAGGAGGUUCAGAGUCCCUUUGGAAGAGGCGCAAAAAAGGACCGAAGACGCAAGGCACCGCUGGAAAGGGAUUGCGGAUUGUUGAUGAUGAUGUGGGCUGGGCAGCUAUCUCUACCACUAAGCUGGAAAGGGAGGAGGAAGAGGAUGGAGAUUUGCCUGUGGUGGCUGAGCUUGUGGAUGAGCGUCCAGAAGAGGUAAAGCAGAUGGAGGCCUUCCGCUCCAGUGCCAAAUGGAAACUCCUGGGAGACCACAGUGGAGGUGGACAUUUCCAUCAUGAUGAACGAGAUCCAUCUUCUCCUAGGAGGGUUCGUCAUGACAGCCCAGAACCAUCUCUUCCCAGGAGGACCUGUCUCUCUCCUCCUCGAAGGAGUCCUCGUUCCGGGAAUAAGACUGUAUUUCGAGACAAGUCUGGUCGGAAGAGGAAUUUGAAGCUGGAACGCCUGCAGCAGAGGAGAAAAGCAGAGAAGGACUCAAAACGAGAUGAGCUCUAUGCCCAGUGGGGCAAAGGGCUUGCUCAGAGCCGGCAACAGCAGCAGAAUGUAGAGGAUGCCAUGAAGGAGAUGCAGAAGCCUCUGGCCCGCUCUAUCGAUGAUGAAGAUCUGGAUCGGAUGCUGAGAGAACAAGAAAGAGAGGGAGACCCGAUGGUCAACUUCAUUAAGAAGAAUAAGGCUGAGGAGAACAAGCAUAAGAAAGUGAGGCCUCGCUAUAAUGGUCCUGCACCUCCUCCCAAUAGAUUCGGUAUCGGUCCUGGCUACCGCUGGGAUGGAGUGGACAGAUCCAAUGGCUUCGAACAGAAGCGCUUUGCCAGGCUCGCCAGCAAGAAGGCUGUGGAGGAGCUUGCCUACAAGUGGAGUGUGGAGGACAUGUAG
This is a messenger RNA of Arvicola amphibius (Eurasian water vole), 942 nucleotides long. RefSeq names its product BUD13 homolog. Lineage: Eukaryota; Metazoa; Chordata; Mammalia; Rodentia; Cricetidae. Gene Ontology annotation, cellular component: RES complex; U2-type spliceosomal complex. The coding region runs from base 1 to 942 and encodes 313 amino acids. The record is from RefSeq and is a predicted model, not a curated record. Gene Ontology annotation, biological process: mRNA splicing, via spliceosome. Gene Ontology annotation, molecular function: RNA binding. The transcript has a single exon.